Molecule: messenger RNA, 1296 nt
Organism: Sinocyclocheilus rhinocerous
Lineage: Eukaryota; Metazoa; Chordata; Actinopteri; Cypriniformes; Cyprinidae
Product: forkhead box protein G1-like
Exons: 1
Coding region: 148-1296 (382 amino acids)
Biological process (GO): regulation of transcription by RNA polymerase II
Cellular component (GO): nucleus
Molecular function (GO): DNA-binding transcription factor activity; sequence-specific double-stranded DNA binding
Source: RefSeq, a predicted model, not a curated record
UGUGCUGGAAACUUAUCAGAUCUUUGUUUUGUUUUUAUCGAGCGUUUCUGAAGAAUGAACGGCCACUUUCUAGGGGUUUUGGUGCCACUUUGGUUGAACUUUUAAGUUCUGUUGGACACCUUUAGGAGCGUGUUUGUAUCGUUAAACAUGGAGGAACUAAAAGCCACCGUGGGUUUUCCCCACAAGUCCUCAUUCAGCAUCAGCAGCUUACUGCUCCGAAACGAGCGCGCGAGAACCGACGCUGCCGCCGCGCCAGAAGCACCGCGCUCCCGCGCCGCGAAGCCGCCUGCGCGCUCCAAUCAGCCAAAUGACGGAAAACACAAACCUAUUCGAGAGCGGAACGACUUAGCGACCAGACCGGAUAAAAAAGAGGUAGUUGGAGAGCCAAAGUGUGAAGGAACUGAUGGACAGGAGAAGAAGAGUAAACCCGAUAAGCCUCCGUUCAGUUAUAACGCGCUUAUCAUGAUGGCCAUCCGCCAGAGUCCGGAGCGACGGCUCACCCUCAACGGCAUCUAUGAGUUCAUCAUGGGCAACUUCCCGUACUACCGAGAAAACCGGCAGGGCUGGCAGAACUCCAUCCGACACAACUUGAGCCUCAACAAGUGCUUCGUCAAGGUCCCGCGCCACUACGACGACCCUGGAAAAGGCAACUACUGGAUGCUGGACCCGUCCAGUGAUGACGUGUUCAUCGGCGGAACCACCGGGAAACUCAGGCGCCGGUCUACCGCGGCGUCCCGAGCCAAGCUGGCCAUGAAGAGAGGCGCGCGGCUGUCUUCCACCUCCACCGCCGCCGGACUCGCGUUCGCCGGCUCGUUUUACUGGCCCGUCCCGCCGUUCGUGACGCUCCAGCAUCGCCAGCCGAACUCCGCGGCGCACCACAACAACUACGCCGCGUCGGUUCUGUCCCAAAGCUCGCGUCACUUCAGCUCGGUCGGUCCCGCAGCGGAAAGACUUCUUCUCCCGUCCGGCCAAGAGGCAGCUUAUUGUGGGAUGGGUUGUGAACAGAUGACCUCCGCCUCCUCCUUCACCACAUCUGCGUCUGUGCCUCUGCCUCUCUCUGCGCCCUGCUCUUUUAAUUUACUCUCCAAUCAGUCCAGUUACUUUUACUCUCAUCAGGUGCCUCACACAGCGGGACUGUCGCCCUGGUCGCAGGAGGAAUCGUACUUCUCCAAAACAUCUCCUUCUGGACAAUUUUUCCCGGGAAAGCCAUCUCCUUCUUCCGAAUACGUUGGAGGACUAUGUACAGACAUUCCCAGUUAUAUUCCUCAUUUUAACACAGCCACCUCGAUGCACUGA